AUGGCUGAGAUUCAUGACCAGUUCGAGACCAUCCUCAUCCUGGACUUCGGCUCGCAGUAUAGCCAUCUCAUCACUAGGAGGUGCCGAGAGCUGAAUGUCUAUGCGGAGCUUAUGCCAUGUACCCAAAAGAUGCAGGAUCUUAACUUCAAGCCCAAGGGCAUCAUCCUUUCCGGAUCUCCAUAUUCCGUAUAUGACCAGGAUGCGCCGCGCGUCGAUCCCGCAGUCUUUGACAUGGGUGUCCCAAUCCUCGGGAUCUGCUAUGGCCUUCAGGAGAUGGCAUGGAACCUCAAGGGGAAAGUGACCAAGUGUGAUCACCGGGAGUAUGGAUUCGCCCAACUGCAGAUCAGCAUGAUAGGCUCAGGGGACGAGCCCGCAGAUGCGUUGUUCGAGGGCUUGGGUGAUGAGAUGCAGGUCUGGAUGUCUCACGGAGACCAGCUCUCGGAGAUGCCAGAGAACUUCCAUAUCAUCGGGAAGACGAAAACAGCUCCGUAUGCUGCCAUUGCGCACAACUCAAAACCCUUCUACGGUAUCCAAUUCCACCCCGAAGUCACACAUUCACCACGAGGUAAAGAGGUUAUCGGCCGCUUCGUCCUCAACAUCUGCAAGUGCAGAGCGAACUGGACGAUGGAGGAAUUCAUUGGAAAGGAAAUCGCCCGUAUCCGCCAGAUUUGUGGACCCAAAGGGCGCGUUAUUGGCGCCGUCAGCGGUGGUGUGGAUAGCACGGUUGCGGCAAAACUGAUGCACGAGGCCAUCGGGGACAGAUUCCAUGCCAUCAUGGUCGACAACGGCGUCCUGCGUAAGAACGAAGCCCAGCAGGUCCACGACAUGCUCAACCGCGACCUCGGGGUCAACCUCACCGUCGUCGACGCGUCCGAACUUUUCCUCUCUCGUCUUGCUGACGUUGAGGAUCCAGAGAAGAAGCGUAAGAUUAUCGGCAACACGUUCAUCAACGUAUUUGAGGACGAGGCGGCGAAGAUUGAGGCUGCCGCGGAGCUGGAGGCAGCUGGUGGUGCCGCCCCUAAGGGCAAGAUUGAGUGGUUGCUGCAAGGUACGCUCUACCCGGACGUCAUCGAGAGCAUCAGCUUCAAGGGCCCGAGUGCUACGAUCAAGACGCACCACAAUGUCGGCGGUCUGCUGAAGGACAUGAAGCUCAAGCUGAUCGAACCUCUGCGCGAGCUGUUCAAGGAUGAAGUUCGUGCACUGGGCCGGCUACUCUCCAUACCCGCGCCGCUCGUUCAGCGACACCCGUUCCCCGGCCCUGGCCUUGCCAUCCGUAUCCUCGGACCCGUUACGCGGGAGCAAGUGAAGAUUCUUCAGCACGCGGACAGCAUAUACAUCGAGGAGAUCCGCGCCGCGGGACUGUACGAGCAGAUCAGCCAGGCGUUCGCCGUACUGCUCCCUGUCAAGGCCGUUGGUGUCAUGGGUGACAAGCGGACGUACGAGCAGGUGAUUGCCCUCCGGGCGGUGCAGUCAGAGGACUUCAUGACGGCAGACUGGUUCGUCUUCCCUGCUGAGGUUCUACGACGCAUCUCGUCUCGCAUUACAAACGAGGUUGAGGGAAUCAACCGCGUCACGUAUGACAUUUCCUCGAAGCCUCCAGCGACGGUGGAGUGGCUUUGA
Molecule: messenger RNA, 1620 nt
Organism: Postia placenta MAD-698-R-SB12
Lineage: Eukaryota; Fungi; Basidiomycota; Agaricomycetes; Polyporales; Adustoporiaceae
Exons: 10
Coding region: 1-1620 (539 amino acids)
Biological process (GO): GMP biosynthetic process
Cellular component (GO): cytosol
Molecular function (GO): ATP binding; GMP synthase activity; GMP synthase (glutamine-hydrolyzing) activity
Source: RefSeq, a predicted model, not a curated record